Molecule: messenger RNA, 1575 nt
Organism: Seminavis robusta
Lineage: Eukaryota; Bacillariophyta; Bacillariophyceae; Naviculales; Naviculaceae
Source: the annotation of a GenBank genome assembly
AUGAACAAGUCAGUGCGCAUUUCGGUUCCUCCCAAGAAAGAUGAGAAUCGCGGUCCAUCGGGAAUGGAAGAUGAAGAAACUGGAUUCAGCAAAGAUUUGACGACCACCAGCAACUCUAGUGACGACGAAGAUAUGCUGUCAAGGAGGUAUUCCGUCAAUAAGUCCACCAACAGUCAUCUCCACAUGCUGACCACCUAUCGAGUUGGAGAAAGCAAAGUGGAGAAGAUGGCCACGAAAAUCCAGAAACGGCUAGAUGAGCGGGUUCCAGUGACCUUUAAAGCGAGGAAGACAUUCCUGAAGCACUGCAGGAAGAUCGCUUGUGACAAGGGGUAUUCGAAACUCUCGCGUGUCAAGUAUAGCGACAUUCUGCGAUAUCAUGAUGAGGUGCAAGAAGAUGCCACGGACUGCGAUACGGAGGGUUACAUCUCAAGAGCUAGUCACUUUUGUGGCGUCCUAAGCCACACGCAGUGUUUGGCAGAAAUUCUGGAGAAGGCCAAGAUAGUUGGAGAGAACGUAGGUCUAGAACCCGACGAUGACUUUCACUACCAGGACUUCAAUUUCUUCCACACUACGUUGGUGUCUCGAUGGCCUUUCAUGCGCCAUGACCUCCUCAAGGCUUUUGGAAUCAUUCUCAUCUUCUACUUCCUUACUCCCAUCCUCUUUUGCGUAAUCAUGAACGAUGAAGGUGUCUGUCCCUCAGAUUCAAAAGUUCCUGGUUGGGUCAAUGCACUCUACUUUGCCAGCACUACGAUGUCCACAGUAGGAUAUGGUGAUUUGAGCGUGGAGAAACAAGAUUCUUGGAGACUGGCUAUCGGCAUGUUCUACAUGAUCGCUGCAAUUAUCGUGGCCAUCACGGCUUUUGCUGCCGCGGCAGACAGCGCCUUGUCCCCCAUGAAGAAUCUCUACAAGUACAUUGCUCAUAUGACACCCCUAACAUAUCCCGAGGGUCCUCUCCAGGAAGGGGAGCUGCUGUAUCAACGAGUUCGCAAAGUCACAAUUAUUUCAUUGUUUGACGUUGCGUUCCAGUUCACCGUCUUGAACUUUAUUGGUAUCUUUGCCAGUCAACUCUUUGUGGAGUAUGCCGAAGUCGAUCCCGAGAGGAAGUGGGAUUGGGUUGAUAGCAUGUACUGGGCCGUACAGACAUCGACAACAGUGGGCUACGGGGAUCUCAGCAUGCCAGAGUACAUGAGGCCAUUUCAGAUCAUCUAUCUUUCGCUUAGUACUUACCUGACUGGUAGUGCAUUGGGACGUUUAGCUUCUCUCAAGGAGGAGAUUGAGGCGAUUCGGCGCCACCAUGCCUUCGAAAGGAGGGAAGUGAAUAAGCACAUGAUGCACUACCUGGCUUCAACUGAUGACCCUACAAGAGUUGACCAGUACGAGUUUGUGAUUGCGUCUCUGCUGAAUCUAGGAAAGAUUGACGCCGGAGACAUUGGGCCAAUCAUGGACAAGUUUAGAUCAUUGGCUCGUCAUUCGGGACACAGUGGUUUCAUCCGUGUUGAAGACAUCCCCGACGAGACGGAUUCGCCUUUGGAUGAUGAUGAACUGGAGGAAGUUGAAGGAGUUGAAGGAGCCUAG